AGCGCCGCAGCCAACGCCGCCCAAGUCUUCGGCGGAAGCAAAAAAAAGACGCGCGAGCGCGCGGGGCCUUUGGCAAUGGCGAGCAUCGGGGGGUCCUCCCUGGGGGAGCUCUACUCCAAGUGUGUCCAGCUCGUGAAUGAAAACAAGAUCUCCGCCAAGAAUGCCUUUGAGCUUCCGCUGAUCGAGCACAUGGAUGACAUUGUGGAUUCCUUCAUGGGCGGCAGGAAAGCUGCCAAAGCAAAGGAGAAGGAGAAGCCCAGAAGAUCCAGUGUCACUGCCGAAGAAGCAGAGAUGGAGAAUAGAUUUCACGAGGCGAGCUGCACCAUCGAAGCCUCCGCUCGGAUCUACGCCUGCCGCGUGGAUUGUGUCCACACCGACACCUACCGGGUCCUAGGUGGCCUGAACUCCGCAGACGUGGCCAACGAGGAAGAGGAUGCGCCCGGGGAGGACGGCAAGCCAACGAAGAAGCGCCGGAUUUGCGGCGUGAACACCCUCGAGAGGAAUGAGGCCAACUUGGUGCAGCAGAGCAUUGAGGCGGACGAGCAGAGCGACCCCAUGUUCCGGCGCAUGGCCGCGGCCUUCGACGCGGGGGGCGCCAAGGGUUUGCUGCUCAGCCACCUGCAGCUGGCCGAGGACAUGUCGCUGAUCUUCAACGGCGACGUGACCCUUUGCAAGGCCCAGGGCGUUGCAGAGGCCAUGUUUCAAUCCGCGGCAGCGAAUAGCAUCCCCACCGAGUCCAUGGGACUUGGCGAGCCCAGCGGUGCCACGAGCAAGAUCGAGCAGUCUCGGCUGUGCCCCGAGCUUGACAGCUUCCGGCGCCAGCUUUGGGGCGACAGCGCCUUCACCAUGCCCAAAGCCUUGGAGGAUCUGCUGGGUGUGGCAGUGUCGGGCCCCAGCGCGGAAGCCCUGGCGGCCAUUUCCCAGCCAAUCCCCGCGAACCUGGAGGCGGAGGCCGAGUUGGGGCCUCCGGACAUGCCGGACUUUGCGGACGAGGACAUGGGCAGCACCGGACACGGAGGCAUGGAGGCUUCCAGCGAGUGCGGCGCUCCCUCCUCCACGCAGGAGAAGCCGAGAGCGCUGCCCUUGGUGGACAUGUCGGCCUCGCAAGUCUUGGCCGCGCCGGCCAGCAGCAAGGACGACGUGGUGGCUUUCGACGAGCUCUUCCAGAAGUUCUGCGGGGGCGGCGCCAACCAGUUCGCCUACUUCGACGAGUGCUGGUCCAAGACCCACAAGGCGAAGUCGAGCUUGGCGGACGCCGAGGGGGCUGUUGUGGAGGCCAAGGAGCCCAAAGAGCCCAAGGACCGGAGCUCCAAGCGCCCGCUGUUCGACCUGACGAAUCUGGAGGCGACCAAGCCCAUCGAGACGGAGGCGGUGGCAAAGCACCAGAUGAACGAGAAGGCGUCCCAGUGGCAGCUGCGGAAGGACGUGCCGCCCUACAUGAUCGAUCGCAUCACCAUGCCCAGCUGGCAAACCUGGUCCAAGGUGGAUUUCGCCUGCCUGGGUUUGCGCCCGCACCUGAUGCUGAAGCUGGUGCGCAAGCCCCCGCCGCCCAACGAGGGGCCCCACGGCUUCUCGGACCUCUUCUCCACGGUGGUGGUGGAGAACAACGAGGCCUUCCCAUGGCUGGCGUCCGAAAAGGCCGCUCGCAGGGACGAUGCCGAGGACGAGCUUUUGGGCGAAGAGAACUUCGAGGACGAUGGCAGCGGCUUGCCGGCGCAUUUGGAAGUGGACCCUCAGGAGCUGUUCUUGGGGCCGGACGACAAGGUGCUGCCCGGCGGUGAUGGGGAUGAGCUCGGCGAGGACACGGCCGGUGACUUCAUGGCUGGCCUGGACUUCGAGCUAGCGGAGAAGCCCACCUCCGCGGAGAACGUGGACAUCGGCUACAGCCGCAACUCCAAGUUCGUGGACGUGAAGCUGGUGAAGAAGCAUCUCUGGGGCUGCCUCGAGAAAGAUCUCGGGAAGGCGGAGUCCAAGAUCGCAUCCAGGAGCUUCCAGAGCCUGGUGUCCCGCACGGUGUCCGCCAUGCCAAAGGGCGAGUGCGAGAACUUGAGCGCGGCGGUGUGCUUCAUCUGUGCCUUGCACCUCUGCAACGAGAAGAACCUGGAGCUCCAAGUGGAUCCGGCCAAUCCCUUUGGGGACUUUGCAGUUGUGGCGCCCUAGGCGGCCAACAACCGGAGACCGAAAAGACAAAGGCCAUGAAUGUUAAGGAACCACCUCCAGAGGUGGUUGGUGGACAUGAGCUCAUGAGCCCCCCUUUUUGGUGUUCACGACAGGGUCCCUUGUCAAGAUUCGCACAGUUUGCCACCCUUAACAGGGGUCGGUCGGUACCGCCAGUGUCUGAAUGUGGAGAUGCUGGGGUUGGUAUCUCUGUCGGCAUGUGGCGUGUAAUUAAUUAAAGGGCUUACGAGCAAGGCCUACCUGCAGCAA
Molecule: messenger RNA, 2427 nt
Organism: Effrenium voratum
Lineage: Eukaryota; Dinophyceae; Suessiales; Symbiodiniaceae
Source: the annotation of a GenBank genome assembly